AUGGCGACAACAGCAGGUCAGGGCUGGGCCCAGCUGAGACAACAGGCGCGGUCAUUAGAGUCCCAGACCGAGACAUCUCUGCAAACAUACGCGCAGUUCUCAACGCAAACAAACAUCCCACCAAAGCCGACAGAAGAAGAGAAGAACGCAGAGGCCAAACGCGAGACCGUCAUCGGCCAGCUAGGCCGCCUCCUCGACUCGGAAGCGACCCUCACCUCAUCCGCGCUCAAACAGAACAACCUAGCUCUGCUCCGCGACAAGCUGUCCGAGCACCGCCGCGACCUCGCCCGGCUACGUACCACGCUCCAAGAGGCGCGCGACCGCGCCAACCUGCUCGGCAGCGUGCGCGACGACAUCUCGGCCUACCGGGCGGCCAACCCGGCAGCGGCCGAGGCCGAGUACAUGCUGGACGAGCGGGCGCGGCUGGACCGCAGCCAUGACGUGGCCGACAGCGUGCUGAGCCAGGCGUACGCGGUGCAGGACAGCUUCACGCUGCAGCGCGAGACGCUAGCCAACAUCAACCGGCGCAUCACCCUAGCGGCGAGCCAGGUUCCCGGUAUCAAUACCCUGAUUGGCCGGAUAUCGGCCAAGAAGAGGCGAGAUGGAAUCAUCAUGGGGUCGUUUAUUGCUUUGUGCUUUUUGGUGUUUUGGUUCUUCUUGUGA
This is a messenger RNA of Chaetomium strumarium, 663 nucleotides long. RefSeq lists its product as uncharacterized. Gene Ontology annotation, molecular function: SNAP receptor activity. NCBI's taxonomy places the organism in Eukaryota, Fungi, Ascomycota, Sordariomycetes, Sordariales, Chaetomiaceae. The transcript has 3 exons. Bases 1 to 663 code for a protein of 220 amino acids. The record is from RefSeq and is a predicted model, not a curated record. Gene Ontology annotation, cellular component: SNARE complex; Golgi medial cisterna; Golgi membrane. Gene Ontology annotation, biological process: endoplasmic reticulum to Golgi vesicle-mediated transport; vesicle fusion.